AUGGACAUCGCCAUCCAGCACCCCUGGUUCAAGCGUGCGCUGGGCCCCUUCUACCCCAGCCGGCUGUUCGACCAGUUUUUCGGCGAAGGCCUCUUCGAGUACGACCUUCUGCCCUUCCUGUCGUCCACCAUCAGCCCCUACUACCGCCAAUCUCUCUUCCGCACCGUGCUGGACUCCGGCAUCUCCGAGGUCCGGUCCGACCGGGACAAGUUCGUCAUCUUCCUGGACGUGAAGCACUUCUCCCCGGAGGACCUCACUGUGAAGGUGCUGGAGGACUUCGUGGAGAUCCAUGGCAAGCACAACGAGAGGCAGGACGACCACGGCUACAUCUCCCGGGAGUUCCACCGCCGCUACCGCCUGCCUUCCAACGUGGACCAGUCGGCCCUCUCCUGCUCCCUGUCCGCGGACGGCAUGCUGACCUUCUCGGGCCCCAAGAUCCCAUCUGGCGUGGACGCCGGCCACAGCGAGAGAGCCAUCCCCGUGUCGCGGGAGGAGAAGCCCAGCUCCGCGCCCUCGUCCUAA
This is a messenger RNA of Hyaena hyaena (striped hyena), 522 nucleotides long. It is a transcript of the gene CRYAA, whose product is annotated as crystallin alpha A. The transcript has 3 exons. Gene Ontology annotation, biological process: response to heat; protein refolding; lens development in camera-type eye. Lineage: Eukaryota; Metazoa; Chordata; Mammalia; Carnivora; Hyaenidae. The coding region runs from base 1 to 522 and encodes 173 amino acids. The record is from RefSeq and is a predicted model, not a curated record. Gene Ontology annotation, molecular function: structural constituent of eye lens; protein folding chaperone.